Molecule: messenger RNA, 2265 nt
Organism: Rhineura floridana
Lineage: Eukaryota; Metazoa; Chordata; Lepidosauria; Squamata; Rhineuridae
Gene: IL10
Product: interleukin 10
Exons: 5
Coding region: 179-709 (176 amino acids)
Biological process (GO): immune response
Cellular component (GO): extracellular region
Molecular function (GO): cytokine activity
Source: RefSeq, a predicted model, not a curated record
AAAAAGUUGACAUUUCGGUUUUGAAAAAUUCUCACCAUAUCCUGUGGAAAUGAGGAAGGAAGUUGAAACUGCUUUUUGGAGAGUAUAAAUUAGGAGCCAAUCAAGGUGAUGGGCAUUCAGAUCUGGCUUUUUGUCUCUUGCAAAAUUAAGCUGAACCGCAAAGGAACUCUGUGAAGACAUGAAUUCUCUCAGAGUAUUUACUGUGCUGUCCCUGGUGCUCAACCUUGAGAAUGCACAUUGUCAGCUCUCCGAAAGCAGCUGUAAACAUUUUGCAGACAUCCUGCCUCUUAGACUCCGAGAGCUGAGGGUCACGUUUUAUGAGAUCAAAGAUUAUUUUCAAGCCAGAGAUAAUGAGGCAGACAUCAUGUUGUUAAAAGAGGAUUUACUGGAAGAUUUCAAGGGGUACCUGGGAUGCCAGUCAGUGGCAGAAAUUAUCCAGUUUUAUCUGGAGGAUGUCUUGCCUAAUGUAACUACUGGCAACACCAUUGAGCGGAGUGUAGGCUUUCUUGGAAAUAUGCUACUGGAUCUAAGACAGACAAUCAAGCGCUGUCAUAGGUUCUUCAUCUGUGAAAAGAAGAGUAAAACAAUAAAGAACAUCAAAGAAACUUAUGAAAAGCUGCAAGACAAAGGCAUCUACAAAGCAAUGGGAGAGUUUGACAUUUUCAUUAACUACAUUGAAGAAUAUCUGACAAUGAAGAUGAAAAACUGAAAUUCUUCUUUUUACCUCAGGGAAGCUGUUACUUUUUAAAUAAUGUAACAGGUUAGAUGCAAUUCAUUGGAAUACACUUUACAAAAGGUGUUAUGAGAAAUCAAUAACAUCAAUACCACAAUAACAUACUAUUUUUUAACUUAAGUUUAUUUAUUAACACAGAUACCUCAGUGUUUUCAGUGCUGUAUACAUUUUAGAAAUAGAAAGCCUCUCACAUAAUUUGAGUGUUUUUUGUGUUUUUCAUAGUGCAUUAUUGUCCUUUUAUUUUAGCUUAGAAAUGAUCGAACUUGCAGCAUUCCAUGAAACCCUUUUGAGGAAGUGAGAAAUAGUACCAAUAGUUUCUGAAUCUGUACUAUGUUUGAGUUAGCAUGUUUGGACUUAAAUCUCAGCGCUAUGAGCCAAACACAUUGCUAAAUUCAGCAAGGGGUUAUUUGCUGGAACAAUAUUCAGUAUCGCUGAAAGUGCUAGUGUUUCCAUUUCUGGUCAGAUGUUAAGUGUUAGGUCAAAAAAACAGCCACCAGGUUAUUAGCUAAGACUAGUCAUCUCACCAGGGCUUAAAGAGCCACACCAAAUCUUGGUCCAUAUCCAAGCACAAUUCAAAGUGUUUGCGCUCACCUUUAAAUCAGGGGUGGCUAACAUGUGGCCUUCCGGAUGUUUUGGGCUACAACUCCUAUCAGCCCCCUCAGCAUGUCCAACGGUCAGGGAUGGCACAAGUUGCAGUCCAGCAGCAUUUGGAGAGCCACAAACUGGCAACACUUGCUUUUAAAGCCCUACAAGUUGGGAAAGGAGGAGGUACCAAAAAGAACCACUUUCCCAUACACUGAAAUCUGCUUGGGAGGGUCUUCUCCAGGUGGCACACUAUUUGUGGUUAGGUGGGAAGCAACUGGAAAGAAAGCUUUCUUGGUUGAGGCCACCCCAGUUCUCUGCCCAGGGAGGAGGAGGAUCUGGUGGCUAUGCUGUUAUUUUUUUAAGCACAUUGAGUUAAUUUUUUUUUGUUCUCCCACAAUCUUUCAUCACCUAUUUUUAUUUCUGCUGGGUUGCUUUUAAUUUUGCCUUUUUAGUAGUUUGUGUUAUUUAUUGUGCUUUUGACUGUAUUUUGAUAGCAUUUUCUUUUUUACCCUGAAUUUGUUUUUAAAUGAAGGAUGGCGGAAACUUAUGAAUGAAUGAAUACCUCAGACAAGGACAAACAUGUAUUGAAAUGUUUUAAAAUUCAAAAUAAUUGCUUUCACUCAUGUUGAAAUUAUUCAGGUCUUUGCAAGCACUAUAGUAACAAACGUAUUGCAAGUUUUAGUGCCUCCACCAUCAAUGCAUCAAAUCACCAUGUGUUUAUGUAAUUUUUGUGUGGAUCUGGGUGACAGUUGCCUUGACAAAUGUGAGAUCAUUACUGCUUCUAGUUUUUUUAAAAAGGAACUAAACAUUUUUUCUGCAUCAGAAUGACUUUUUAGCUUUCCUUUUCCCCUUGAAAUAAUUCUUUUAUCAUCUAAGCAUGUAAGGAAAUGUGGAGCCCUUUGUUUAUGUCCAACACACUCUGAACUCAUGAUAAAUAAAUAAAAUUU